This is a messenger RNA of Abrus precatorius (Indian licorice), 1956 nucleotides long. RefSeq lists its product as uncharacterized. The coding region runs from base 650 to 1918 and encodes 422 amino acids. The record is from RefSeq and is a predicted model, not a curated record. Lineage: Eukaryota; Viridiplantae; Streptophyta; Magnoliopsida; Fabales; Fabaceae. The transcript has 7 exons.
GGAAAAAUGAAAAUAGAAUUUCUCUCUCUAGUAUACACCCUUUAGUGUUAACAGACACACACUCUCUCUCUCUCACUUACCACUGUGAGUAGUGGAACCUCAAGUGUGGUAGAAGGUGACUGGAUCACACCACCAUGCAUUUCCACAAACAACUUUUUCCGCUUCCAUAGUUCAAUGCCGAAAAUGCCCUUCCCUUUUCCUUUACAAGCGUCGGCAGUUGAUUUUGUAGCGUUCUGAGGAACAAAGCUACAAAUAAGGAACAAAAAAUAGAGAGGGAAGAACCAUUGGAAUUGCAAGGGCCCCCUCUCACUCAACCCUGUCAAAGUGUCAAGCACAUUUUUUUGUUUGUAUUUUGUGUGCAAACAACAACUACUCCAAAGGGUGGUGCGGUGUUGCUGCUUCUUGUGGUUGGUGGUGGGGUGCGCAUGAUAAGCAGCAAAGAAAGAAAGAAAGAUAUUAAAAAGCCCAUAAAUAAAUAGAAGAAAAUGGUCUUUUUAUUAGCAUAACAACAACCCAUGUCACAGUUUUUAAUGGAUCCUCCUUGUGUGUGUACUAUAAAUCCUUCAUGGUUUUUGGUGACCCUUUAGGCUCUAUAGUUGUUGUGUCUGUGUUUCUGCAAUACCCACUUUGAGAAUUCUCAUAAAGUUAUAUGCUUUGGGAUUGGAAGGUUACAAUGAGGAAGGCUGUGUUGUUGUUUGGUUUGGUGUUGCUUUUGUUGGUGACUUUGGCUUGUGCUGGCAGAGACACCACCACAACUACUAGUUCAAGUCAGAAGCUUGAGGUUCAGAAGCACUUGAAAAACUUGAAUAGGCCACCUGUUAAGUCCAUCAAGAGUCCAGAUGGAGAUAUUAUUGACUGUGUCCAUGUCUCACACCAGCCAGCUUUUGAUCACCCCGAGCUAAAAAAUCACAAGAUUCAGAUAAGACCAAAUUUCCAUCCAGAAGGACAACCUUUUGGAGAAAGCAAAGUCUCUUCAAAUUCCAAGCCUAUUACUCAGCUGUGGCACAAAAAUGGCAGGUGCCCUGAAGGGACAAUUCCUAUCAGAAGGACCAAAAAGAAUGACAUAUUAAGGGCAAGCUCUAUUCAGCAAUUUGGAAAGAAGAAACAAAGGAGCUUCCCUCAGCCAAAAUCUGAAAAACCUCUACCUGACCUCCUCAGUCAGAGUGGCCACCAGCAUGCCAUAGUUUAUGUGGAAGGAGAUAAGUAUUAUGGAGCCAAAGCAACCAUAAACGUUUGGGACCCAAAAAUUCAACAACCCAAUGAAUUUAGCCUGUCUCAAAUGUGGAUUUUGAGUGGCUCUUUUGGUCAAGAUCUUAACAGCAUUGAAGCAGGUUGGCAGGUUAGCCCAGAUUUGUAUGGAGAUAACAACACUAGACUCUUCACUUAUUGGACAAGUGAUGCCUAUCAAGCUACUGGUUGUUACAAUCUCCUUUGCUCGGGAUUUAUUCAAAUUAACAGUGAUAUAGCCCUAGGAGCUAGCAUCUACCCACUUUCUAAGUAUGGUUCUUCCCAAUAUGAUAUCAGCAUCCUGGUCUGGAAGGACCCAAAAGAGGGUAACUGGUGGAUGCAAUUUGGUAAUGACCAUGUUCUUGGAUACUGGCCAGCUCCUCUAUUCUCAUACCUCUCUGACAGCGCGUCGAUGAUUGAGUGGGGAGGGGAAGUUGUGAACUCUGAGUCUGAUGGCCAACACACCUCAACACAAAUGGGAAGUGGCCAUUUCCCUGAGGAAGGUUUUGGUAAGUCUAGUUACUUCAAGAACAUUCAGAUUGUUGAUGGUGACAACAAGCUUAGAGCUCCCAAAGACCUUGGUACUUACACUGAGCAAGAUAGUUGCUACAAUGUUAAACCUGGUAGUGCUGGAGAUUGGGGCAACUACUUCUAUUAUGGUGGUCCUGGUAGAAAUGCAGGUUGUCCUUGAUCAUCAUUCAUGUUGGGCAAAGAAAAAUGAAAAGAAAA